Klebsormidium nitens is the source of this 2001-nucleotide messenger RNA. Lineage: Eukaryota; Viridiplantae; Streptophyta; Klebsormidiophyceae; Klebsormidiales; Klebsormidiaceae. The record is from the annotation of a GenBank genome assembly.
AUGAGUAUUCCGUGGAUAGGUCUUGGAGCAUUCAUUGCACAAAAUGGGUCUCAUUUGAGAGAGCACUGGCACUGUCCUGGGAACGAGCUGAGGGAAGGCCAGCAACUGGCGGUGAUUAACGGCUUCAAUCAGUUUUCGAAGAUAUCGGAGGCAGAUAACAAUGCUUUCGUCACAAAGACGUUCUACUUAGUCGACAUGCCUCCGGCGGAGUCUUCAAUCAGAUUCGACGACUUCUUCUUCGAAGUUCACGCGCUCAGGGGAGAGGAUCGAGUUUCUAUAAAAGUGAAGGGCGACAAAGACAGGGCUGCAGAAGCAUUCUUUGUGGACAAUCGCAUGCAAUUCUGCCGGAUGUGGACAGGCUCGGGGAAAACAUUGGUUCUGUGGCUCGCCGCGCUUGGAAACCAUCCGUUUCCAAGAGGCUCAGAGAAGAAGGUUUGGGUGUGGUGCAGCACGCUAGCUUCGAGAGACAGCAUAGCAGAUGAGGUUUCCGGGACCAAGAGCGGUCGCGACUCAGAAAACUGGAAAGAAGCCACCAGAAACUCCUCCCUUUUGUACAAGAGUGGAGGCUUGAGCUUGAAGACCUUGGAGUGGCUCAUGGGUAGGGUCUACAUAGGCAGACCGAACAAAACACUCUCGAACAAGGACAUUGAAGACCACGAUAUUUUCAUCCUGAGCCCUCAGUCUGUCCACACACUGGGUGAACCCGUUCGAGACCACUUUCUGGAGCACGUUGGAAUGAUCCUGGUAGACGAAGGCGAUUGGGGAACAGCUGAGAGGGAAGGGGCCAAAUGGGUCAGGCACCUGCUCAAGCCCAAGGCCUUCAUCACCUUCUUCUCGGCUACAGAUCGGAACCUGCUUAUGCUUCCAGAGCCUUAUGCUCACGUGACUUACGCCAGCGUGCUCAAGACCUGUGACGUCCGCCUUCUCCACUUCACGAGGAAAACGGGCGAAGAGUUGACGACAGAGGAGGCGUUCAAGCACCGGCGACUCCCUGCCGUGUCGACCGAGAUCGAAGCGCGGGAGAUCAUCAGGGCGGGCCUUGAGGUGUUCUUUGAAUUCCUCAACGCACCAGAGAACCACGGCUUCCCGGGUCAACUGGGGGUUUUCAUCAUGGACAGCAAGGACAGCUUGGAAGAGGGGGCGAAAGCACUGCUUCGCCCUGAAAAGAUUGUCUCUUUGUUCAAGGAGGCUCUCUACGAUCUUGCCGAAGCUGAAUUUGCGUCCUUGAGCAUUCGUCCGCCGGGUGACAACCUCGACUCCGACUCAGAGGAAGAUGAGGUCGACGGUUACGAGGUCUACGACAGCGUGAGGAUGGGCCCGGUCCGCGUUGUGUUCUACGACGACAAGUCGAAACUGGCCUCCAGCCCAGCCGUCAUCAUCAACAAGAGGAAACUCGGCCGCAGCUACAACAACGCCCGCAUGAACAGCGUCUUCGUGCUACGGCCAUGUGGCUACAGCACAUACGUCCAGCUUGCUGGGCGCCCGAUUCGGCAGUUCGAUCCGGCCAAUCAGAAGAUGCGGGAUCUAUGCCCGCCCUCCACCAUAAGCGCUUUCGCACCAGCAUAUGCGAAGAUGUCGACGGAGGGACGGCCGCAGCGUGCCCUGGUCAUUGAUCUUGUCACCAACGACCACGAGGUGCACGCGGAGAGGAUUUUACAUGAAGAAGGACAUCCUCCCAUAACCUCGAACAUCGUGCGGGUGGACGUGCCGGUUGGUGCUUCUGACCCAGUGGUACCUAGUGCUUCCGCCGACACGAACUGCAGCCGGAAUUCCUCCAGCGCCACCUUUCAAGAGGUCCUACCGACGGUGCAGUUCAUCGUCUUCGACGAAAGCAUCGACACUUGCAGCUACGACAUCGAGUGGCCAAGUCUCCGGUUCGAUGAUCUGAAGGACCCGGGCUACAGCAUCACGCUCAUCAACUCGUCAAGAAACAUUGAGAGAAACGAGAGACAUCCCAGGCCGGCGGGACGAGGCGAUGCCAAGGGGAGGAACAGAUACUAG